Perca flavescens (yellow perch) is the source of this 1571-nucleotide messenger RNA. RefSeq names its product interferon-induced protein with tetratricopeptide repeats 2-like. Gene Ontology annotation, biological process: defense response to virus. NCBI's taxonomy places the organism in Eukaryota, Metazoa, Chordata, Actinopteri, Perciformes, Percidae. Gene Ontology annotation, molecular function: protein binding. Gene Ontology annotation, cellular component: cytosol. The record is from RefSeq and is a predicted model, not a curated record. The coding region runs from base 134 to 1417 and encodes 427 amino acids. The transcript has 2 exons.
UUCAUUUCCGGGUGUGACUUCCAUUCCUGGGAAACAAACAAGCCGAGCCACACCUCGGACUUUGUCUUCAAAGUAACGUCAAGAACCAAACUGACUCAUAUUUAGAGAACUACUGAGUGGAGGAAACAGCUGAAUGAUGAGUGAAACAACACUGGAUUCCAAACUGGAGGCCCUGCAUUGCCACUUCACCUGGGAUCUGGAGAUCAGCAAGCCCAUACUUUUACAUUACAAGGACAAGCUGGAGGACAUCGGCACCGAGGAGGGGAACAGCUGGCUGGGUCACAUUUACAACCUGCGGGGGUUCGUUCAGUACAAGCUGGGGUUCACCGAAGACGCCCAGAGUUUCUUCAACAAGGCUGCAGAGGCCUUCAGCAAGAUAAGAAACGCAGAUGAGGGUCCCUGGUUGGUGGUGAACUACGGGAACCUGGCGUGGCUGCACCACCACCUGGGAGACCAAGCAGAGAGUCAGGCUUACCUGUCAAAGGUCAACACCCUGAUGAAUAAAUACCCAUCUCCAUCCCAGGAUGAGCUCCAUCCAGAGAUCUACGCUGAGAAAGGCUGGACUCUGUUGAAUUUCAAAUUUGUCAAAAUUCUGGCUGCAGAUUACUUCCAGAGAGCCAUCAGGAUGCAGCCGGGCAUGGUGGAGUGGAACAGCAGCCAUGCCCGAGCACUAGUGUAUGCCACUGACUACACAGAGCAGGAGGCUGACAUCUUGGAGAUUAUGAAAAUCGCCAAAGAACAGGAUCCAGAGAACGUGUACCUCGCUGCUCACUACUUAACUCUACGUGCUGACCGCGGAGAAGAAAUCAAAGAUGAAGCACGUGAGUUAGCCAGAAAGGUUUUGCAAAAACCUGUCGGCCUCUACAGUGGUGUUAGACCAUUAUUACAGCUUUACAGUACCUAUGUAUCUAUGGAUGAAGCCAUUGCUUUGGCAGAGGAGGCUCUGGGAAAACAUCCACAUGAGCGUUAUCUGAAGAAAUGCGUUGCACUCCUCUACCAAUGGAAAAUCUUCAGGGAGAGUCGCCCAGAUCAAGGCUUGAUAGACAGAGCAAUCAUUCUUCUCGAGGAGGUGAUUUCUCUUUACCCUCAUUCUUCAUUUUUUAGGAAAACAGAUCUUGCAGAAAUAUACGCAAUGUCAAACCACAGCCAGGAUAAAGCUGAGCAGAUAUACCUUGAAAUGCUAGAAAGAGAUCUGGAACCUGCAGACAAACAGAUGGUUUAUAACUGCUAUGCAAAAUAUUUAAACUGUAAUCAACAGGACUACCAAAGGUCAAUACAGUAUAACAUGAAAGUAGCAGCAAUACCGGUUCAAUCCCCUUAUCGCUGUAACAGCAUCGCAACUCUGAAGAAGAUGAAAGACAAAGGCCACAUGUGUAGAGAAAUAGAAGAGUUUCUGGAAAACCUGCAGGAGCCAUAGUGUUUUUAACAGCACUGGUUCUAAAUCCAGAAAAAAAUAUAAAGCAUUACCUGAAAUAAAUCUGCACGUAUUUGUUCAUGUGAUUACUUCCAGGAAAGAUUUGUGGCAAUUGUGAACAAGAUUCUCAAAAUAAAACACGGAAGUGAGAAACUUU